UUUACUAUUCGCCAAUUCAAGAUGUCCGCGGCCGUGAAGUCGCGUACGGCGUGGUCGUUCGCUUCUGCCGCGGUGGCUUCUACGUUGCGUGGUGCUCUGCCGGCUCGAGGUGUAGCGACCUUCAGCUUGGCCGACUACGGUGCCGUGGGUGUCGACCUGGACCACACCCUGGCAAGCUACGACAUGCGCGCUCUUUUUACGGCCGUGCAGCGGGACGUGCGCCAAUUCCUCGUCUCCAAGGGUCGGGUGCUGGGCGAGCCGGUCGGCUGGGCCCCGCUGAAGGGGCUCGUCGUGGACGCAGACCGAGGUCUGCUUCUCAAACUGGACGCUGCGGGCCGCGUGGAGCGCGCCGUUCGCGGCGUUCGGCCAGUUCCCGAUGCGGGCCGCCUGUACGGGGGCCUGGCCGUGCCAUGGGCCAUGGACACGCCCGCGCCCCCUCCGGGCUGGGCAUGCUUCAGGGAUGACUUCAGCGUGCCGGCCGAGCCGCUCUACGCUCAGCUCGUGUCCGAGGCCGCGUCGGACCAGUCGGACGCCCCACUGCGACCGCUCUGGACCGAGAUGCUGGAGGCCUUCUCGCACGUAUACGGGCCGACGGGCUUCUGGGUUCGAACGCUGGUCGAGAGACCGCAGGAACUGGUGCAUCGAUGCUCCGAGUCCGUGGUGCUCUGGCUGCGCGCCUUGCGGCGAGACGGCAAGCGCACCUUCUUGCUGACCAGCGCCGAAGCCCCGGUGGUAAGGUCGAUGGCGCGGCACUGCCUCGGUGACGACUGGAUGGAUCUCUUCGACCUAGUCAUUGUGGACGCCCGGAAGCCGGGAUUCUUCUCGAACAAGCGCCCAUUUCUGAAGCACGCGGGCGACGAGACGCGGCCACUGACGCCCGACGAGACCUUAAAGCCGGGAAGAAUGUACUGCCAGGGAAGCUGGAGCGAAGUCCUACGUCGUCGCUGGCUGGGUUCUCGGCGAGCUUUGUACAUCGGGGACUCGUUGCUGGACGACGUGCUUGCCGCGCGUGGCUGCUGCGACACUGUGGCCAUUGUUCGAGAGAUGGCUUGCGAAGAGACCCUAAGCGAUGAGUGCGAGAAGAACUGGGGCUCGCUGUUUGUGUCCGGGAGGGUACCGAGUUUGUGGACGCGGACCCUGUGUGCUGCCGCCAAGCUUGCCGUGCCCAGCGUGGACGUGCUCGCCGAGCUGCCGCUCACCCGCAGACUGCCGGCGUUCGACGGUUCCGCCACGCCACGGGGCUUCUACCCGAGCCCUCCGAGGGCGCUGAGCUUGUUGGACUCCUGACACGGCGGCGGCAUCAUAAACCGUGCGUGAAGGCUGACUCGGAUGGGACGCAUAAUCACAGGACCGCUCCGAGACGCCUGCCCUAGAAAAUGCUCCCGUUUUAGCUCAAACUGCGGCGGUAGGCCACGAGCCAUCGGAGCCAAUUCAGCGUGAUUGCCACGUGACCUGGGAAAUGUGCGCGGCGUGGCGCGGAGUGAAGUGCUACCUACGUGCAUGGUGCAAAAUUGGCUGUCCGUAGCAUCAGCUGCGGUUCAUCGUAAGCUGCAACAGAGCACUGUAGGGCCGCUGAAUAAGCGACGCGUAGAGUGUCUGCACUUCAUUCCCAAAUUUAUCGUUUUACAAUUGGAAGUUUUAGACUAACGUCCACAAUUUGAACGCACGCUAGCGCUAAACUUAUGGCUUGCGUUAAAGCACAUAUGCAAGAGAGUUUCAGAACAGCGUUUUUCCGCCACGACGCAAAAACCCAAGCAUCCCGCACAUGCAACGCCACCAAGGCAUGGUAUACAUUCUUAUUUCACUCACGAAAUGCUGUAAUUUAGAAAACAACAACCUUAACAACAACCAUAUGUUUGGUUCAUAGUAAUAUUUCGACUUUGUAGAAAUAUUGCAAUGCGAUGGGAGCGCUCGACCGGUCUUUAGGGACGCGUGUAUAGAGAGUUUGGUCAAUGAGAGGCGCGAGCACAUGCAGGUUGUGCACCAGACGCAGUAGAGGGCUUGGCAAGCUCUCUUGGCCAACCAGAAGCGAAAAAAAAAAAAAUCCCCUUGGCAUGGCGACAAAACAGUUUUAAUAAUAGGUAUAUUUAUUUUUACUUUAUUUAUUCAUCACCGCCAGCUAUUGAUUGGCCAAGGCAGGAGUGUUUACAUAGUCGAAAAGAGCUCACAAUCAAACUAUACGGUACGACAUUACACGGGAAAAUACGAGGCAAUGCUUCUUUCAAACGCAGAUGCGCUUGAACUAUUUACAAUGGUUUCAGGCAAACUAUUCUAGUCAUCUCACAAAGAACACAAUUUAAAUACAUCAGAAAAGUACGGAUACGGAUCAAUAUGCCUGUUAUGCUUACGACUAACUAUUAUCUGCGUCGAAAAGUGUAUAUAUUUUUGUUUGUCUAACUCCUGGGAAUCGCUUACAAUGGAGAGAAAUCUAGCUCAAUUUCAAAAUUCUGUAACUGAUGUGGUUGAUCCGUAAUCAUUAAAAAUAAAUGGUUUUAAUAAGGGCGUAAGGGUUGAAUAUGGUAACCCUUCAUGGUUGAAAAUAGGGUGCACGUGAACUGAAUGCUAUAUUUUGUCCUCCUCUCCAGAGCAGUUUCGGUUUCGAGCAGUUGCGUUUUUUACUUUAUUAACAAUACACGUGACGCUAUAACGAAAUAUUUACUUUGUAGUCU
Messenger RNA from Ixodes scapularis (black-legged tick), 2669 nucleotides. It is a transcript of the gene Nt5a, whose product is annotated as 5'-nucleotidase domain-containing protein 1. Bases 22 to 1287 code for a protein of 421 amino acids. The record is from RefSeq and is a predicted model, not a curated record. Lineage: Eukaryota; Metazoa; Arthropoda; Arachnida; Ixodida; Ixodidae. The transcript has a single exon. Gene Ontology annotation, molecular function: 5'-nucleotidase activity.